CGACGGGUGACCUUAGACCCCCGACCGAUCGACCUACUUCUUCAUCUUCACGCGCGGCGACGAGCUCGGCACGUCCGAUAUCAGCGUGAGGAUCGGCUGGAUCUCCCACAUCUUGUCUCCUGGGGUGGAGAGCAGCCGCGAGACCGUCCCGGCGACCGGCGUCCUUAUAUCCACCGACGCCUUGUGGGUGUCCACGACGGCCACGGUGUCGUCGGCCGCGACGCUGUCGCCUACUUGUACCGUGUACUCGAAGAGCUCGCCCAUCUCAUCAUUAAAAUAGCCGUCUCCAAUAAAGGGUGUCCGCACGAAGGUCUCGUUGGCGUUUUUGGUUGGCUGCUGCUGGCCGGACUCGUCGAAGGUGGCGAAUGGCGCGGCUCUUCGUGCGCGCAUGGCGAGGCGCGGCGCGCGGCGGAGGAGCGCUUGCAUUGCCAUGAUGCGGCACUACGUGCGCGUUCCUGCAGCUCUAGCGGCACGCGUAUCGCGUCCCAAGCUUACAGCGCUCUGAGCGUAGGGUUGCUCUCUCCCUCCGCUUCGAGUUUCGGGACGCGCAGGUUCAGAUGCGAUGAGUUAUAACGCAGCGAAUGAAUGCCAACCGUCGCGCCGCACCGACGGCCACAGCGCGCCGAUCAAGCUAUGAUGC
Pelagomonas calceolata is the source of this 640-nucleotide messenger RNA. NCBI's taxonomy places the organism in Eukaryota, Pelagophyceae, Pelagomonadales, Pelagomonadaceae. The record is from the annotation of a GenBank genome assembly.